UUUAUUCUGCACUCCUCUUGCUCUCCAUGCUCCACAUCCUCUUAGCCUCAAUGACUCCUCCCUCAUUAUAUUUAUUAUACACAGAUGGAAAAAAAAAGGUAAUUAUCAGCAGAAAUUAAACUAGUAGAUCACUACACUACCAACACAAGCAUAAAUCCUUCCAUGCCUUUUGUCUUUGAUGCAAAUAAACCUUUUGGUUCUCCAUUCCAUCCCCCUCCACCCCUUUCCCAUUUCCUGCAACCUUUCUCUCUGCUUAAUCCAAACCCAACUCUAAAACUGAACAGGAUGAAGAAGAAGAAGUUCAGUUCUUCCACCCAUUUCUGAAGUAAAGUCGCCAUCUUUAGCUCAAACAUAUAAUGCAAGUUCAAAGAGCCUUCAUGGAAGCCAGCUCAAUGGCUUCUUCACCACCUGAUCUUUCUCUCCACAUUAGUCUCCCUAACAGCAACCCCUCCCUUCGCGACGCAGGCACGGGUGUCGCCGAUGCCCACACCGAGCUUUCCCUCGCAAGCCCGCCGUCGAGGCUGUGGAGAAGGCAAAGUCGAGACCUUUCCCCCGAUGACGGCACGAGGCCGAUAAAAGGGAUACCAAUUUACAACAGCAACAACAGCAGCAAUAACCACCCCUUUAAUUUUCUCACACAGAUGCCUUCUUCUUAUCAUUCCAGUUGGCCGGCGGCCAUCGAAAUGCCGCCAGGAUUCUUGAGUACGGUAGGGGGGGGGGGGGCGGCGGGGCCGCCGCCACCUGGUGCACCUUACCCUCAUGGUUUUGUCGGGGGGCCAUUGGGAAGGUUCAACUCGAUGCCUGCAAAUUCGGCUAAGUUUUAUAACCAGAGCUAUGAUUAUCAUCAACUAUUUCAUCAUCACCAUCAUCAUCAACAACAACAACAACAAUUUGGGUUCGGUGGAUUUGAGGCGCCAGGUAGCUUGAUGAGAUCUCGGCUCAUGUCGAAGAUCACGACGAAGAGAAGCAUGAGGGCUCCGAGGAUGAGGUGGACGAGCACACUCCAUGCUCGGUUUGUUCAUGCUGUCGAGCUCCUCGGCGGCCAUGAGAGAGCUACACCAAAGUCAGUUCUUGAGCUUAUGGAUGUGAAGGAUCUCACUCUAGCGCAUGUGAAGAGCCAUUUACAGAUGUAUAGAACUGUGAAGACCACUGACAAGGCUGCAGCUUCCUCAGGCCAAUCAGACGGCUCUGGAGAUGAAGAUCCCAACUUUCGACGGCUGUUGGACAACAGAGGAGCUCAUGACACUGACUCUGCUUCAAAAUGGACAAAUUCAUCAAGCAGAGGAGCUUGGCUGCAUUCAAAUGCAAGUGAAAUGGAAGAUCUUAGACCAGCGAACUUCUCAUCUGAAGCUGAUUGUAAUGUGACUUCAUCACCAACUGAUUCACCAAGGUCGCUCAAGGAAUUUGAAAACCCUAGCUUGGAAUUUACACUUGGAAGGCCAGAUUGGCAUAGCUCAGAGCAUGAUUAAUUAGCUCAUAGUUGUGUAAUUUAGCCCUCUUGUUUUUUUUUUCCCCCUUAGACUUUAUUUAAUUAGUUGCAAAUAGAGAAAUGUAAAAGAGAUGAUCGCAAAUACGUCAAAAUUAACUCUGAUAUCAAUUGCAUGUUGCAUGAGUCUAAAAUUUCAUAUUGGCCCUUGACUUUUCUAUAUAUUCCACUUUAAUUAUGGGUGAAAUACGUGUGUGAUAAUGGAGUUUAUUGUACUGGGCUUGCUGGUAUGAGUGUGGGUGUUUGUAUUUGAGAGAGAAGAAUGUGAUUUUAAUUAGCUCUCCAUAGGAAUUCAA
Phalaenopsis equestris is the source of this 1782-nucleotide messenger RNA. RefSeq names its product probable transcription factor RL9. Gene Ontology annotation, molecular function: transcription cis-regulatory region binding. NCBI's taxonomy places the organism in Eukaryota, Viridiplantae, Streptophyta, Magnoliopsida, Asparagales, Orchidaceae. The record is from RefSeq and is a predicted model, not a curated record. Gene Ontology annotation, biological process: abaxial cell fate specification; regulation of DNA-templated transcription. Gene Ontology annotation, cellular component: nucleus.